AUGGACAACCAGACACACAAGGCCCACCGCCCGGCACAGUCGGGCGCAAAGGCCGACAAGAAAAAGUCGGCCAAGGGCAAGGGCAAGGAGAAGCAGCACGGCUUCAACGAAAAGGCAUUCGCCCCGAAGUCCGGUCGCAGGGCCGACAAACAGGGCCGUCGCACCGCUGAGCGGGACCAGGCUCGUCUCCAUGUCCCCCUCGUCGACCGCACUCCCGAUGACCAGCCUCCGCCCACCGUCGUCGCCAUCGUCGGACCACCAGGCGUCGGGAAGACCACCCUCAUGAAAUCCCUCAUCCGCCGCUAUACCAAGCAGACCCUCAACCACAUACAAGGUCCUGUCACCGUCAUCAGCGGCAAGAAGAAGCGGAUAACCUUCGUUGAGUGCAAUAACGACCUCAACUCCAUGAUCGACAUCGCAAAGGUCGCAGACCUGGUCCUUCUCAUGAUCGACGGCUCCUACGGAUUCGAGAUGGAAACCUUCGAGUUCCUCAACGUCCUUCAAGCCCACGGCUUCCCCAAAGUAAUCGGUAUCCUUACCCACCUUGACCUCAUCAAGAAGGCGGCCAUUCUCAAGGCCACCAAGAAGGCCCUCAAGAAGCGUUUCUGGACGGAGAUCUACCAAGGCGCGAAACUCUUCUACCUCUCCGGUGUUCUCAAUGGCCGCUACCCCGACAACGAGAUCCUCAACCUCUCCCGUUUCGUGUCCGUCAUGAAGUUCCGUCCCCUUGUCUUCCGCAACACCCACCCCUACAUGCUCGCCGACCGCUUCGAGGACCUCACGCCACGCGAGGAGAUCCGCUCGUCCGGAGGCAAAUGCGAUCGGACGGUGACCCUCUACGGGUACAUGCGUGGCACAAACUACCGGACAGGGACCAAGGUGCACGUUCCUGGAGUGGGAGACUUGGAAGUCAAGAGCGUGCAGCUGCUCGGUGACCCUUGUCCGCUGCCCGACGCCGAGUCCGAGAAGAGGAGGAAACUGAGCGAGAAGAAGAAGCUGCUCAUCCACGCGCCGAUGAGCGACGUGGGCGGCGUGAUGUACGACAAGGACGCGGUAUAUAUCAACGUGCCCGGGAACUUCACAAAGGGUGGAAUGGAAAAUCCCGGAGAGGGCGAAAAAAUGGUCCUCGAUCUACAGGACGUCAACGCUACGCUGGAAGACGCCGUCGCGCAGAGUCAGAUCAAACUCUUUGGCUCUUCCUCUCGACCACUCGCCGUGCAAGCCGAAGCUGGUCCCAGUUCGCUCAAGUCGAGAGACGACGACCCCGAUCUAUCUAACUCGGACGAAGAGGAGGGCGAUGAUGACGACGACGACGACGACGACGACGAAGCAUUCAGUGGUGAUGAAGACGAAGAAUACGGUUCUGACGACGGCCUAGAGGAUGGGUCCCAUUUCGGCGAAGAUGACGAAGAGGACCUGGGCAACAGUGGUCGCUCAGCCCCUCGGACUGUUCGGCGGUCGAUACAGGGCAUUCGAUCAUCUGCCGGAAAACGAGGUCAAGUCGACUACGCGGACAGCGACUCGGACCUUGGCGAAGAAAAUGAAGACGAUCCUGGGCCGUCGAAACGAUACGUCCGGUUCGACGAGGACGACGGUAUCGAUCUCCCCAGCGACGAGGACGAAGACGGUGGUAGCGGGGACGAAGAGGAUGCACCUCAGUGGAAGGCGAAUAUGAGCGAGAGGGCGCAGAAAGCCUUCCGGGAAGCGACGAAGUCUCGACGACGAAAAGACUGGACGAAACUCAUCUACGACACCACCGAGUCGCCUGAGUCGAUACUGGGUCAUGGUUCCAGGACGGGGGGUGCUUCGCGUGGAGACGCCAUGGACGACGACGAACUAUUCACACUGAAGAGCAGUGCCCCCGUCAAGACAGAAGAGGACCUCGAUCGUACAAAGGAGCCUCUGGACUUGGAGGCGCUGAAGGAGUGGGAAGACGAAGGGCUACUCGACUCGAUCCGUAGGCUUUUUAUCACUGGCGCGGCAGAGCCUGCGGAGGGUGUCGACUCAAAUGGCGAGCCGUACGAAGACCCCGAAGAUGGUGACGGCCACGGGGAGGAUGACGAGGACGGGGACGGCAGCGCAGACGGCAAGGGCAAGCGUGCGAAGGAUCCCGCCGAGCUCGCCACGAAAAAGGCCGAGCUGAAGCGCAAGUUCGACGAGCAGUACGAUGAGCCCGACGCUACCAAGUCCGACUUCUACAACGAGGCCAAGGAGGAAAUGGCCCGCCAGAAGGCACUCAACGCGGCCGAGUUCGAAGGUGUUGACGCCGAGGCGCGGGCUCUUCUCGAAGGCUUCCGCCCCGGCGCGUACGUCCGCCUCGAGCUCACCGACGUGCCGGCGGAGAUGGUCGAGCACUUCGACCCCACAUUCCCGCUCGUCGUCGGUGGCCUGCUCCCCGCCGAGGAGCGCUUUGGGUACGUGCAGGUGCGCAUCAAGCGGCACAGGUGGUUCCCGAAGACGCUCAAGACAAACGACCCGCUCAUCUUCUCACUCGGCUGGCGGCGGUUCCAGACGGUGCCGAUCUAUUCGCUCGACGACCACUCGAUCCGGAUGCGGAUGCUCAAGUACACACCGGAGCACAUGCACUGCUACGCGACGUUCUACGGGCCCGCGAGCGUGCCGAACACGGGCUUUUGCGCGUUCAACGCGCUCGGGCGGGACGCGCCCGGCUUCCGGGUGAGCGCGACGGGCGUGGUGCUCGACAUCGACCGGUCGACGAAGAUCGUGAAGAAGCUGAAGCUGACCGGGGUGCCGUUCAAGAUCUUCAAGAACACGGCGUUCAUCAAGGGCAUGUUCUCCUCCGCGCUCGAGGUCGCCAAGUUCGAGGGUGCGAACAUCCGCACCGUCUCCGGCAUCCGCGGCCAGGUCAAGAAGGCCCUCCCCAAGCCCGACGGCGCCUUCCGCGCCGCGUUCGAGGACAAGAUUCUGAUGAGCGAUAUCGCGUUCCUCCGCGCGUGGUACUCCAUCGAGCCCCGCCGGUUCUACAACCCGGUGACGUCCCUGCUGCUCUCCCCCGCGGACCGCGCGCGGAGCGGCUGGGCGGGCAUGCGCCUGACGGGCGCGGUGCGGCACGAGGCGGGGCUGCGCGCGCCGCACGCCCCCGACUCGGCGUACCGGCGCGUCGAGCGCCCCGCGCGGCGGUUCAACGCGCUCCGGGUGCCGAAGAAGCUGCAGGCAGCGCUGCCGUACGCGAGCAAGCCGAAGCUCGCGCGGGCGCAGCACCGCGCGCCGUACGUCGUGAAGCGUGCGGUGGUGAUGGAGCCCGAGGAGCGGAGGGCGGUCGCGCUGCUGCAGCAGGCGCGGGCGCUGCGGAAGGAGCAGGUCGCGCGGAGGCGGGAGAGGAAGGAGCAGGGGCGGGAGAGGCACCGGAAGAAGGUCGAGAAGGAGGAGGCGCAGAAGGGGGAGAAGGAGAAGGAGAAGCGAAAGGAGCACAUGCGCGUGGCGGGCGCGAGGAGCAAGCGCGAGGCGGACGCGCGGAGGGCGGGCGGGGCGGGAAGCGGAGGAGGACGUAGCGUUGAUGGCAUUCGGUCCCUUGCAUCGUGUUCCAGAUUACCGUACGUAGCGCCCAUGGGCACGCCCCCAGGGCGUUAA
This is a messenger RNA of Epithele typhae, 3591 nucleotides long. RefSeq lists its product as uncharacterized. The transcript has 6 exons. Gene Ontology annotation, cellular component: nucleus; 90S preribosome. Gene Ontology annotation, molecular function: GTP binding; U3 snoRNA binding; GTPase activity. Gene Ontology annotation, biological process: endonucleolytic cleavage of tricistronic rRNA transcript (SSU-rRNA, 5.8S rRNA, LSU-rRNA); maturation of SSU-rRNA from tricistronic rRNA transcript (SSU-rRNA, 5.8S rRNA, LSU-rRNA); ribosome biogenesis. Bases 1 to 3591 code for a protein of 1196 amino acids. Lineage: Eukaryota; Fungi; Basidiomycota; Agaricomycetes; Polyporales; Epitheliaceae. The record is from RefSeq and is a predicted model, not a curated record.